Gigantopelta aegis is the source of this 903-nucleotide messenger RNA. Its product is annotated as probable ATP-dependent RNA helicase DDX56. The record is from RefSeq and is a predicted model, not a curated record. Gene Ontology annotation, molecular function: nucleic acid binding; ATP binding; RNA helicase activity. NCBI's taxonomy places the organism in Eukaryota, Metazoa, Mollusca, Gastropoda, Neomphalida, Peltospiridae. Gene Ontology annotation, cellular component: nucleolus.
AUGGGUUUGGACACUAGACUAGUGAAGGCCAUUGCUAAAUUAGGCUGGAACCACCCAACACCUAUUCAGGAAAAGAUGAUACCAUUAGCUGUUGAAGGUAAAGAUAUUGUGGUGAGAGCUAAAACUGGAUCUGAAAAACAGCCUGUACUGCUUUGUUGGAAAAGACCAGAUAUAGUGGUUGGAACACCCAGUAGGAUUCUCUCUCACCUCUCAUCACAGGUCAGCAACAUUAGAUUUAGAGAGAGUCUUGAAGUAUUAGUUGUUGAUGAAGCUGAUUUAGUAUUUUCUUAUGGAUAUGAAGAUGAUGUUAAAAAACAUUAUCAGUUUAUUUGUAGCUAUUUACCUCCUAUCUAUCAAGCUAUAUUAAUGUCUGCUACAUUAAAUGAGGAUGUGUUCUCAUUAAAGAAACUAAUCCUACAUCAAACCAGUGAGUGUGUAACUCUUAAACUUGAAGAGGCUGAUCUUCCUGAAGAGACUCAACUCACUCAAUACCAUAUAAGAUGCAGUGAAGAGAACAAAUAUCUGAUCAUUUAUACAUUACUUAAAUUAAAAUUAGUAAGAGGCAAGACUUUACUAUUUGUUAAUGAUAUCGCAAGAUGUUACAAAUUAAAAUUAUUUUUGGAACAAUUUUCUAUCAAAUCUUGUGUUCUCAAUUCAGAACUACCACACAAUUCAAGGUGUCAUGUUGUUGAAGAGUUCAAUCGAGAUUAUGAUUAUGUCAUAGCAACAGAUGAAGUCCCUGAAGUCCAAGGGAAUGAUCCAAAAAGUCAUGUCAGCAAAAAGAGACAUAAACGUGAUAGAGAAUAUGGGGUGGCACGAGGGAUUGAUUUUCAAGGAGUGGAAAAUGUGAUCAAUUUUGACUUUCCGCAGUCAACAGAUGCUUAUAUUCACAGAGUAGGGAAG